AUAUCACCGUACCUCGUAAAACCGACACUGAAACGUCCCGGCCUACAAAUCACCAGCCAAAUUAUGAGUUCAUUGUAUUAUGCGAAUGCUUUAUUUUCGAAAUAUACAGCCGGAACUUCUGUUUUUCCAACGGGGGUAUUUUCGGAACCAACUUCUUGCGCCUUUGCCUCAAACUCCCAGCGGUCGGGUUAUGGCUCAGGGUCGGCUUCUUACGCAGCCACUGUGCCGGGUUUGUACAGCACAGCCAACAGCCUUCACCACCAGACCCCGACCAUGUACACGUCUCCUUAUGGCCUCAACGCGAACUCCUUUAACAUGCACUGUUCUUCAUUCGAUCACAACAUCUCAUCACUGAUGUGCGGCGCUGGGGACUCCUGCAAGCAGAGUUGCAGCAAGUCGGAGCAAAGAGAGGCAGACCCCCAGUCCGAGAACUUCCGGAUCUACCCUUGGAUGAAGAGCUCAGCUUCAGACAGGAAAAGGGGACGCCAGACCUAUACUCGGUACCAGACCCUGGAGCUGGAGAAAGAGUUUCACUUCAACCGCUACCUCACCAGACGGAGACGCAUCGAGAUUGCACACGCGCUCUGCCUGACUGAGAGGCAAAUUAAAAUCUGGUUCCAGAACAGGAGGAUGAAGUGGAAGAAGGAGAGUAAAGCCACCAGUCCACCUGAUGCAGGCGAAGAAAAGCAGGAAGAAUGAAGGGGGGAGAAAAACAAACUUCUAAAAACUCAAAAAGAAGCAUAAACUUAGAAGACUUUUUUGAACAAAUGGAACAAGUUGUUCCUCAUUUCUUAACACUGAAACAGAAUACUACCUAAAUCUGUAACAGUUUUACUUGUAGUUUGUUUUGUACAGAUUAGAGGGAAUAACCCAAAUCUAUAUUGUACAAGUACAGUUAUAUAUAGUCUGUGCGUUAGCUUUUUUGAUGUGGUGAACUGUGUUACUGUAAUUAGCUUUGCUUUAUCCGGUGUAUUUAAAGGAAAACAAUGUCAGUGACUUUAUAUUUGUUACUGUAUUGAUGUAAUUUCUUGUCAUUAAGAAUAGUUUCCAAAAGGAGUUGUGUGUAACCCCAACCCGUGUACAGAUUAUUGACAUGUGUCCCGUAUAAACUCCUGUUAUAGUUAAAUAUAUAAAAUGGUGUUCUGGUGGAAGUAUUGAGUGUAACUUCUCUGUACAUUUUUUGCUAUUUAAAUAUGGACCAUUAUGUUUGCUCAGUUGAAAUUUCGCGCUUUAGUUAUGAAGGAUGUAAACUGUUCUGUGAAAUAAAAUUAGGAUUUUUUUUUCG
Messenger RNA from Carcharodon carcharias (great white shark), 1285 nucleotides. RefSeq names its product homeobox B7a (gene hoxb7a). Bases 64 to 699 code for a protein of 211 amino acids. Gene Ontology annotation, cellular component: nucleus. The record is from RefSeq and is a predicted model, not a curated record. Gene Ontology annotation, biological process: regulation of transcription by RNA polymerase II; anterior/posterior pattern specification. Lineage: Eukaryota; Metazoa; Chordata; Chondrichthyes; Lamniformes; Lamnidae. The transcript is spliced from 2 exons. Gene Ontology annotation, molecular function: DNA-binding transcription factor activity, RNA polymerase II-specific; RNA polymerase II cis-regulatory region sequence-specific DNA binding.